CAGAAGCAAAAAAAUCAAGGCACUACAAUCAAAAUUAAUUUCAGUAUUCUCCUUCAGACAUUUUAUUAGAGCCAGCUAUGUAUCGCUACGAAAAGGAAAAGAAUAAAGAAAAACAAUACAAAAAUUGGACGCUCACUGUACAUCUAAGAACGUUGAUGGAUAAAGUCCCGCGCUUUCAGCAUCGCCGCCGCUUUUUCAACGUGGAGCGUAAUCGUUAGAUUCUUGAAAGACAAACGGAUAGGAAAAAACUUUAUCUCAAUGAUGUUGCUGGGCAUGAUGCGCACAGCAUAGCACGCCCUACAACUUGUGAAGAUGAAGGGUGUUUUAGUGUGCCGACCGUGUUUGUUUUUCCAUGGUACCAGGAAGGCGAAGGUCGGUCAUGGGUUUCUGUCUCCUGGGUAGCUACAAGUCGUGUUUUUUUCUUUUCGUCAUUGGGGGAACUGAAAUUGCAGAGCAAAUGGGCGGUCCAUGAGGAUUUCAAAAUCGUGUAUGUGCUUUCGAAAACUACAGGCAAGGUAGCAAAUACAUUCGUCGUUUUACUCGUUCUUGACGACGAAACAAAAGCAGGCACCCCUCAUCUUUUCGCGACCCCCACCAAACACGCCUCUUAAACCCCCAUAAAACUCCCUUUGUUUCUUUUCGCUUGACCUCGAAAUGUAAGUGAGCAGGAGCCUCCUGUGAAGCUGAAACAAAAUUCCGAAUCAAGUCGCGUAACGUAAAAAGCUGUACGUCUUGUUGCAUAAACCGUUGCUUUUUCAAGACAGAAAAGCCAAAGUCAACAAUGCUCCGUGACAAGUACCCCGCCCCCCGACGCGGCGCCCGGCCGCAAACUGGCACUUGUUUGCCCCACUGCCAAAUGACGGAAGAAUCCUCCGAGGCGAUAUUCAAGGAAUUCGUGGAAAGAGCGACAGAGAUGCUGCAGGGAAACGACAAGGACGCGCUCGACUACUGUGUCGAAGUGGGCCCAACGGGGAUCAGCGUCCCGUCUACUUUCCCGGCGUUUCACUGGAAUUCACGGACGAUGAGGCCAGCAGGUAAAGACGGUGGCAUGAACACGAUGAACACCAGGAAUUGUUUUAUGGUCGGUACCGAGUUCGCGCACAUCCACGCGAAGUACUUUGAAAAAGAUCCAUUAAGAAGCGCAAAACAAGACACCCGAGAGCGAGACCGCCCCUGGCAGGUGUGGCAAGGCGGGGGGUUAGGAUCAAUGCAUUUGACGCUGGAUCUCCAAGACGCGGAGGAGCUGAACCGCCUUGGGUGGACUGAAUUCCAUCUGCUAGCCGCGCAGAAGCACCCGGGAGUGCCGGCGGGGUUGGUGCUGGUUUACGCACCAAGGAAUGAGGAGGAGAUUGAGGUUUGUUUGAAGAUUUUACAAGCAAGUUUGGAUUUCGUGGUAGCGCAUUUUAGAUAAAGAUUUUAGGAUCGAGUUUAUUGAGGCUAAAAACGGUGGAAAAGAAAGGAACCAGCUGAACUCAACUUGUCUUCACCGCCUUUAGCUGCUGCUGCUGUAGUGCGCAGGUCUGUACGGUUCGGCUAUGACUUGUGCACGAGUAGUGCAAGAACCCGUGUUCAUCUUUUGUGGUGUGGCCACGUGGCCAGGUCGUCUCGUUUCGAUGCGUUUCGUCUACAGGACAGGAAAGACUUCUGAAUCUGAGUUCAACAAUGUUGAUUCAGACGAGCGGAGAGGCAGGAUAAAAUGUUG
This is a messenger RNA of Amoebophrya sp. A120, 1702 nucleotides long. NCBI's taxonomy places the organism in Eukaryota, Dinophyceae, Syndiniales, Amoebophryaceae. The record is from the annotation of a GenBank genome assembly.